Molecule: messenger RNA, 462 nt
Organism: Meyerozyma guilliermondii ATCC 6260
Lineage: Eukaryota; Fungi; Ascomycota; Pichiomycetes; Serinales; Debaryomycetaceae
Gene: HHO1
Product: histone
Exons: 1
Coding region: 1-462 (153 amino acids)
Biological process (GO): nucleosome assembly
Cellular component (GO): nucleosome
Molecular function (GO): structural constituent of chromatin; DNA binding
Source: RefSeq, a predicted model, not a curated record
AUGGCAAAGAAACUGGUUGCUGCCAAGACCGCCAAGGUCACUAAACCAGAGAAGCCCAAGAAGGCUACCACGGCAAAGAAGGAGAAGGCUGUUAAGGCUAUCAAGGCAAAGCCACCAACGGUAAAGUCGGUGAAGCCAAAGGCUGCUACCAAGAAAGUCGCGAAGACCACCAAGACUACCAAGGCGAAACCAAAGACAGAGAAGAAGGCGGAAAAGACAAAGGCGACAAAACCAAAGGCGGAGAAGACGAAGGCUGUGAAGACGGAAAAGAAGACCAAGACUGCAAAGAAUGCAAAGCCUGUGAAGAAAGAGACUAAGAAAGAAACUAAGAAACCCGCAGCGAAAGUUACCAAACCAGUCACGAAAGCGAAAGCUACAAAGGCUGCCAAAGUUGUGAAGCCAAAGACCGCAAAGGCUGCUGCCAAGAGCGGAAAGGUCACCAAGCCUAAAGCCAGAAAGUGA